AUGACUUCUUCUCCCAAGUCGGCUGGCGCCGGCCAAAGCCAUCGUAAGGCUAUGCCCGCUGGCCGUGCCGACCGCCCCCGCCGCCACAGCGCCUCGUCGUCCGAAGAGGACCCACGUGUUAUCGCUGACAGAUACCACGACUACGUCCGCAACGUGGACUUCGUGGUUACUUUCGAACGAUCCCGUAACGUCAGCAAGAUCAUCAAUCAACUCAUCCCUGCCUUACUCGAUCUGAGUGAGAAGAUCGAGUACCUCAACAACGAAUAUCAGGAUGACCUCGAUCAGGUGGAAAAAGACGUGGCUAAGCUCAAGAAGAUGGCCGAUGCCAUCAAGGUGCCCGAGCGUCGCGUGCUCGCCUUCAAAGAUGCUGCCUAUAUCUUAUCAAGCGUUGUCCUGGGGGUCUUGUCUCCUCUGUUCCUCUUCUCCAUGGGCAGAGUAACGGCAGGCAGCGAUUGGCUUAUUGGAUUCAUUUUUGAUUUCCUUUAUGCCAUGGCUCCCAUUGCAGUGCCCAUCGCUUUUCUCUACACUCUUGGCUUCUAUCAACAGUAG
Messenger RNA from Annulohypoxylon truncatum, 549 nucleotides. RefSeq lists its product as uncharacterized. Bases 1 to 549 code for a protein of 182 amino acids. Lineage: Eukaryota; Fungi; Ascomycota; Sordariomycetes; Xylariales; Hypoxylaceae. The transcript is spliced from 2 exons. The record is from RefSeq and is a predicted model, not a curated record.